AUGGAGGCAUUGCUGGGGACAACACUGUUGCAUGGAACGUCGCAGGUCGCGACUUCGUCUUUGCAGGGAGGGGUCGUAGCCCUCUACUUUUCCGCUGGAUGGUGCCCUCCGUGCAAAGGAUUCACUCCUCAAUUCCGCAAAGUGUACGAGCACGCAAAAUCGAAGAAUCGAGCCUUGGACGUGGUCUUUGUAUCCAGCGAUCGUGACGAGAUCUCUUUCCGGGAGUACUUCGCCAAAAUGCCGUGGCAUGCACUGCCCUUUGCGGAUCGCCAGCGGCAACAGCAGCUCUCUGCACACUUCGGUAUCCGCGGAAUUCCUUCGGUUGUCCUGCUCAACUCUUCUGGGCAGCUGCUGGAUGCCAGCGCACGAGGCAAGGUCAUGGAGCCUGGUUUCGUCCUGUCCCUGCCACGCUCCAUCGACUUAGCGUCGGCAGCGCUGCCUGAGCCGUCGGGCGCCCUCCAGUUGCAGCUGCGGUACAAAGGGUGCGAGUAUGACAUCGAAUGUGAGCCCAGUGAAGGCUGGGAAAUGCUGCGCAUGCAGAUCUACUCCAUGAUUGACGUGCCAUCCGAGCAGUUGAAGCUGUUUGGGUUGGGACUUGACAAAGGUCAAUUGGAUGAGUCCGUCCCUCUACCGCGGGCCUUGGCGAGGGGCAUUGCGGCGCAGAAGAAUUCGGGUCUCCAACUGGCCAAGGUGCCAUUAGAAGCAAGACGAGCCUCCUCGAGUCACGAUGACGAUAAGCCAGGGCAAAGGCAUCACACUGGAACCUUGGACUCCGCCAGCGCUUGGUGUUCCAAGCGCGAAGACUGCAGUCCCUGGUACCAGUUGGACCUGGGAGAGGUCGGGAAUGUUGCUGGAGUGCUCUUGGCUGCACGCGUGGAUUGUGGCCAAUGGGUCACAAGGUUCCGGGUUGAGCUGGCUGAUUCUGAGGAUGGGCCCUGGUCUGCGGCUGACGAUGGCAGGGAGUUCGAUGGGCCAAGCUACGCACUCCCCGUACGUGCGGUCUUUCAAAACGGCUCACAGCUUGCCCGCUUCGUUCGAAUCCUGCCGUUAAGUCACCGGAACCAUUGCUCUCUCCGUGCAGAUGUGCUGCUGGCUACAGGAGAACCGGACAAACCGCCCGUAAUUGUCGCUCUGGGAAACUUCAGUGCAGGAGACCCAUUCGAAUCCGAGACGCCCGAGGUGCCGAUGGAUGCGAUGAUGGAGGAGCAGCACCUGGCGAUGUUGCAGGCCAAGCUGAGCUCACUGCCACCCAAACUCCAGAAUCAGGUCGGAUCCCUGGCCACAGUGCAGGGAUAUGAGAUGAAGUCGCUACAGCGACAGGCGCUGGACGAGAUUCCUGUGCUUGGCCUCGAUGCCGCCGUGAAUCCGAGCGAGAGCUACGAGAUCUCCUUCAUGAGGAUGCUGGUGCGUUGGUUUAAGCAUGAGUUCUUCAGCUGGACGAAUGCACCCAGGUGCGAGCACUGCGGCUCAACUGAGACAAAAACAGUGGGUCGCGCCGACCCGACACCCGAGGAGAAGCACUUCAAGGCCAACACUGUUGAACUGGCAGAAUGUUCGAAGUGCGGCGGGCAAACGCGAUUUCCUCGCUACAACGAUCCAGCAAAGUUGCUUCAGACCCGAACGGGGCGCUGUGGUGAGUGGGCCAACUGCUUUACGCUCGUAUGCCGUUCGCUCGGCUACGAAGCUCGACAUGUGCAUGACUGGACAGACCAUGUUUGGACCGAAGUCUUCUCGGACUCCAAACAAAGGUGGUUACAUGUCGAUUCUUGUGAAGCGGCACUGGACUCCCCCCUCAUGUACGAGAAGGGCUGGGGGAAGAAGCUGACGUACUGCAUCGGCUUCGCUCGAGAUCACGUGGUGGAUGUGACCAGGCGAUAUACGCAAAGCUUCGAGGAGUUGCUCCCCCGGCGGACACAGUGCGCAGAAGAGGAGUUGAAGAAAGCUGUGAGCGCCAUCGACGAGUUUGCCUUGGAUCGAUCGUUAGUGCCGUACCCCGAGACUGCGGCUGCUGCACGCCGCGCUCUGCUAUCUGCGAGGGCUGAUGCCGAAGCACAGGAGACAACACACGUCGCCACAAAGGCGGAGGAGGUCGGGCGGACCAGUGGGGAUGCUGCUUGGCGCGCUCAGAGGGGCGAGCUCGGAGCCAACGACGCGGCAAAGCAGAAGGCCCUUGAUUGCUCCGAAACGGGCUUGGAACAAGCAGGCACAUCCCGCCCCUCGACGGGGUACAAAGGUGCCGAGGACGCGCAGGCAGCGCUGCGCGCGAGGGUGGCCAAGCUCAUGGCCACAGGGCUUUCGGCGAACGAUGCCUUGUUGAAGGUGCUGGAGGAGGCUAAGCAGAAGGCUUAA
This is a messenger RNA of Symbiodinium sp. CCMP2456, 2349 nucleotides long. NCBI's taxonomy places the organism in Eukaryota, Dinophyceae, Suessiales, Symbiodiniaceae. The record is from the annotation of a GenBank genome assembly.